This is a messenger RNA of Musca domestica (house fly), 1869 nucleotides long. Its product is annotated as maltase A1. The record is from RefSeq and is a predicted model, not a curated record. The coding region runs from base 38 to 1780 and encodes 580 amino acids. Gene Ontology annotation, biological process: carbohydrate metabolic process. NCBI's taxonomy places the organism in Eukaryota, Metazoa, Arthropoda, Insecta, Diptera, Muscidae. The transcript is spliced from 5 exons.
CCAAUUUUCUCUUGGGAAAUCAAGCUGCAGUGGAAAAAUGUGGAAAUUUUUAAGUUUAUGUGUGGUGGGCUUGGCCCUACAGGCCUCGGCUCGCGAUUGGUGGGAAAAUGGUAAUUUCUAUCAGGUCUAUCCGAGAUCCUUCCGGGACAGCAAUGGAGAUGGUGUGGGUGAUUUGAAUGGUGUGGCCCAGAAAAUUGAAUAUUUGCGAGACCUGGGCAUGGAUGGUGUCUGGUUGUCGCCCAUCAUGAAAUCCCCCAUGUCCGAUUUUGGUUAUGACAUUUCCGACUACUACCAGGUCCAGGCGGAAUAUGGCUCCUUGGAUGACCUCCUGCGCCUAAUUGAAAAAGCCCAUAGUGUGGGUUUGAAAUUGAUUUUGGAUUUCGUGCCGAAUCACACUAGUGACGAACAUGAAUGGUUCCAAAAAUCGGUGGCCAAUGACUCCUACUAUCGCGACUUCUAUGUAUGGCAUGAUGGCAAAAUUAAUUCGGAAACGGGUGAACGUGAACCGCCCAGCAAUUGGUUGUCUCAAUUUAAAUAUUCCGCCUGGGAAUGGAACGAGCAGAGACAGCAGUACUAUUUGCAUCAAUUCGGUGUCAAGCAACCCGAUUUGAAUUAUCGCAACCCUAAUGUGGUGGCUGCCAUGAAGGAUGUCUUGAAUUUCUGGAUGGAUCAUGGCAUUGAUGGUUUUCGCAUUGAUGCUGUGCCUUUUCUGUUCGAAAGUGAAAUUGACCCUGAGACCGGGACCUAUCCCGAUGAGCCUGUAAUUGCCGAUACGUCGGUAUGUCCCGAUCCCAGUGACUGGUGCCAUCUACAGCAUCCCCAUACCAACUCCCUACCCGAAUGCAUUGACAUGGUCUAUCAAUGGCGCCAGGUGAUUGACAUUUGGAAAUUGGAACAUAACUCGACGACUAAGAUUUUGUUGACCGAAGCCUAUACCAGUUUUGAGAAUUUAAUGAGAAUGUAUGGCGAUGGCCAAAGGAACGGCUCCCAUGUACCCUUCAAUUUUGAAAUGUUGGCCAGCUUGAAUAAGGACAGCACGGCGGAGGAUUAUCGUUACUAUGUCAAACAUUGGGUGGAUAAUAUGCCUGAGGAUGUCUAUGCCAACUGGGUGUUGGGUAAUCAUGACAAUCGUCGUGUGGCCUCCAGAUUUGGACCUCAGCGCAAGGAUUUGCUGAAUAUUUUCCUGCAGACAUUGCCGGGCAUUUCGGUGACCUAUAAUGGCGAUGAAUAUGGAGCCGAGGAUGUAGAGUUCUCCUGGGAGGAUACUGUCGAUCCCCAGGGCUGUAAUGCCGAUCCUGAGACCUAUCAAAAAUACACCCGUGAUCCAGUGCGCGCCCCAUUCCGUUGGGAUGCCACAGCCAAUGCUGGUUUUAGCAAGGCAGCCAAGACAUGGCUGCCGGUGGGAGAGGGCUAUGAAAACAACAAUGUCCAGGCCCAGUUGGCGGCCGAUAACAGUCAUUUGAAAAUCUUUUUGGCAGUCAAUAAGUUGAGGCGUGAGGAGCCUGCCUUCAGUGGUAAAAGUGUGGAUCCCGUCGUUGUGGAUAAUGUUUUGCUGUAUGAGAGAAAUCCCCCCUCCGGCAACGGCGACUCCUUCUUGGUGGUCCUGAACAUCGGUGAUGUCGAUGUGCCAUUGAAUUUGGGCCAAUAUGCCAAAAAGGUUGGCCAACAGGUUGAGGUCUCCGUUAGCUCUUUGCAAUCCGGCAUUGAACCAGGACAAGUUGUCGACAGCGAAAACUUUGUGGCCAAGGCCUAUGUCGGCUAUGUUUUGCGCUUGAUUUAAAUAUUGUUACGAAAAAAAUAUAUAUGUAUUAAAAAUAUGUUUAUUUGUUAAAUAAAUUUUGCUCUAUUUGUAUUUUGUGCAGACACAAA